Messenger RNA from Solenopsis invicta (red fire ant), 2167 nucleotides. RefSeq lists its product as uncharacterized. Gene Ontology annotation, biological process: negative regulation of ATP-dependent activity. Gene Ontology annotation, molecular function: ATPase inhibitor activity. The transcript has 6 exons. The coding region runs from base 613 to 1854 and encodes 413 amino acids. The record is from RefSeq and is a predicted model, not a curated record. Lineage: Eukaryota; Metazoa; Arthropoda; Insecta; Hymenoptera; Formicidae. Gene Ontology annotation, cellular component: mitochondrion.
GGUCUGCGCUCACGUCUCUCUCUAUGCGUUCGUACCGCCACCGAGUUAGACCGACUCUACUCGCGUUACAUUAUUGCGUCUCGAUCACACUAUCACGUUUUGUUUUAGGUCUGCGACACUCCAAAAUUAUCGCGAAAGUGUAUAACGUUUCGUAAAUUCCGUCCGAUUAAAACACGAAUAUUAGAUAUAUAAUUGGGAAUCACGCGAUUCUCUCUUGGCAUCAUUGCACGAACGAUUAAAAUGAUUAAGGGAAGUCACGAGUAGCUAAAGUGGAACAAUUGUUUAAAGACACGUAAACUGCGAGUAGACGUAAUCCUCGGGGAAACAUAAUCGCGGCGAUUUUCGAGGUACACUCGGUAGACGCGUCAGCGACGCGCCGCGCCGGUAGCAACUAAACAGCUGACUGCUCUAAAACCGCGCUUAAACAAGCAAGCGGAGCAAGACAAGCGAAACAGCGGCGAAUCAAUGAGCGACGGUACCGGGAGACGUUUCGUAUACGUGCGGAUCAGAUUAGCUUCGUGGAUUAGUUCGCAGGCAAUUUAGACAAAAGCUCGGCGCGCUCACUCGAAGUUGAAAGAGAGAGAGAGAGAGAGAGAGAGAGAGAAAGAGAAUAUGUCUGGGGCGAGCGAGGCGACCACGGUGCUAUUGAAGAAGAGAGAGAGGACGCAGAACUGGAUCCCCGAGGAGAAGAGCGCCCUGUUCGCCCUGAUCAAGCACCACGUGGGCGCGAUCGAAAACAAGAAGAUCGACGCGGCCGCGUCCGCGACCAAGUCUCUCGCCUGGCAACAGAUCUACCACGCGUUCCGCGGCCGAUUCUCCGCGGAUCGAGACAUCACCAGGAUCAGGGAGCAGUGGCGCAGAAUGAAGGCGCAAGCGAGGAUGGAAAUGUACACGUACGCCGAAAAGGUACGAUCCCUGGGACCGGAAGUGGCCGCCAAGUCCCGUCCGUCGAAUCUGUCGAUCGAGGUGUGGCGGUUGAUGGAGAGUGUGCGCAAGAAUGAUUGCGAGGCCGCUGAUCGUUCGGAUGACAGUAGUCAGGAUAAUGAAAAUCCGACGAGUCGGAUGUCGAUACACGCGAUCUUGGACAAGUUGACGUUACCCACGGAUACUUCAGGAUCGGAACAGGAGAUUAAGAUCGAGAUCAACAGCGACAGCGAGGACGAGAACAGUCACGGUGAGUUGUCGCAAAGAUCGUUGGAAGAUGAUUUCUCGCGCCCGAAGCGUCCCCGAGUCAAUCUCGCCCAGGACGAGCCCAUAGAUCUCGUCGAGCAUAAGAUUGCCUACCCCGACAGCGUGUCGACGUCCCGCGUCGACGACGCGGCGGAACCCAGCAACGUCAGGAACGAGCCGUCUGGCGACUGGAACGACGGCGGUGGCCCGGCAGCGGCUACCUGCGAUAAGAAUGAAUCGGUGCAAAGAGAGACGUGGAUCUUCAAGUCUACCCAACGCGAGCACGAGCUCAAGCUGCGGAUGCUGCACAUCGAGCUGGAGCGUGCGGAGUUGCAGAAACAGACUGCUAUCAACGAGCUGAAGACGUCCGAGCUCAAGAAAAAAUUGAUGCAGGAUCAAGUCGACGAGUACUACAGUCAGGUGAGAAUGGCUGGAGAGCGUGGUUCAGGUGCUGGCAAAGGAGGAGGUGGAGGUGGUACUAUUCGUGACGCUGGUGGUUCUUUUGGAAAAAUGGAAGCUGCCCAUGAAGACCAAUACUUCUACAAUCUGCAAAAGGAGCAGUUAAAAAAGAUGCGAGAAAGUCUGCACGAUGAGAUCUCAUUCCAUGAGGAACAGAUUAAGCGUCAUCAGGAGGCCAUAAACCGCCACAAAAAGCGGAUUACAGAUAUGGAACAGAAAGAGUGAACGAAAAAGACAUAUUAGCGUGAUACUCUCUAUUUGAUCAGCUACACUAUUGGUUUUGAUGUAAAAAAAAAUAGAUAAAAAAUAGUAGAACUAAUGGAGUAUCACAGUCUUCUUAUGUAUAAACUGUUACAUUAUAUAGAUAUUAAAUACAAUGCUUUUAAUAUAUACAUAUAUGUUACUUAACAUUGAACGGUAUCUCUUUGGAUAUUAUAUAGAUUGCUUAUUUCUUGGCAAGACUAUGAUGCCUUUGUACUUGAAGUGUCUGCAAGACAGUUACACUUGGAAAUAAAACGUGUUUUUCAUUGUUGCUUAA